This is a messenger RNA of Oncorhynchus mykiss (rainbow trout), 10235 nucleotides long. The record is from RefSeq and is a predicted model, not a curated record. NCBI's taxonomy places the organism in Eukaryota, Metazoa, Chordata, Actinopteri, Salmoniformes, Salmonidae.
GGUUAGGGUUGUAGUUAGCGGUUGUGGUUAUGGGUUGUGAUUAGGGUUAUGGUCAGGGUUUAGGGUUGUAGAGCUGUCAUUAACCAAUCAGUGAGCUCUAAAAGGAGUACAGGAUGUCACCAUGUCACUUGAUUUUGUUGUGGUCACUGAGCACCAACCUAUCACUGAGGACCAAUAUUGCUAGCCUUUCUAUUAGUCAGAUGUGAGGAGCUGGAGCCGUCCUGCUGGUGGUUAAGGAGGAAAUGAGGGGGAAGUGUGUUCCUUCCCACUCCUCCCUCCUCUGGUUUCCCUUCAGAAAGACAAGAGAGUUAUCAAGACACUGUAGAGCCCUAAACACAGAGAAGUACAGACUACAGGACUACUACAGACCAGUACAUUACUACUACAGACCAGUACCUUACUACUACAGACCAGUACAGGACUACUACAGACCAGCACAUGAGUACUACAGACUACUACAGACCAGCACAGGAGUACUACAGACAAACACAGGACUACUACAGACCAGCACAGGAGUACUACAGAGCCAGCACAGGAGUACUACAGAGCCAGCACAGUAGUACUACAGACUAUUACAGACCAGCGCAGGAGUACUACAGACAAGCACAGGAGUACUACAGACCAGCACAGGAGUACUACAGACCAGCACAGGACUACUACAGACCAACACAGGACUACUACAGACCAACACAGGACUACUACAGACCAGCACAGGACUAGUACAGACGAGAACAGGAGUACUACAGACUAUUACAGACCAGCACAGGACUACUACAGACCAGCGCAGGACUACUACAGACAGGCACAGGAGUACUACAGACCAGCACAGGAGUACUACAGACCAGCACAGGAGUACUACAGACCAGCACAGGAGUACUACAUACCAGCACAGGACUACUACAGACCAACACAGGACUACUACAGACCAGCACAGGAGUACUACAUACCAGCACAGGAGUAAUACACACUACUACAGACCAGCACAGGAGUACUACAGACCAGCACAGGAGUACUACAGACCAGCACAGGAGUACUACAUGCCAGCACAGUAGAGUACUAUACACUACUACAUACCAGCACAGAAGUACUACAGACCAGCACAUUACUACCACAGACCAGUACAGACCAGUUUGGUGACAGUGGAACCAGCAGGAUCAUUUUGAUGGGAAUCCCAGACCAGAGGGCUGUGACUGGACAGUGAGUGACCCCAUGCCUCUGAGUCCGACUGCCAACGCUAAGCAUGACCCCCCUGAUCAUCCCCGGCAACCAGCUGCUACCAAUGGCAACCAGCCAGGUUCAGCCCUUGCCAGGGACGACGGGAGGACUUCCUCCCCAGAUCCUCCUGACGACGGCUCUGGAAACAGCAUCGUCAUCCGUAUUGGCAUCCCUGACCUGCAGCAGACGAAGUGUCUGCGGUUGGAUCCCGAGGCAGCAGUGUGGAGCAGUAAGCAGCGUGUGUUAGUGACUCUAACACAGAGUCUGACUGAUGUUCUGAACUACGGUCUGUUUCAACCGGCCUUCAACGGACGAGCUGGGAAGUUCCUAGACGAGGAACGACUGCUGAAAGACUACCCUCUACCCCCCAUCACCCCUAUUCCCUACCUAGAGUUUCGUUAUAAGAGGCGUGUUUACACUCAGAGCUAUGUGGACGACAAGCAGCUAGCAAAGCUCCAUACCAAGGCCAACCUUAAGAAGUUCAUGGAGUAUGUUUAUCAGCUCAGCAUUGACAAAGUCUCCAGGUUCUUGGAGAAAGGCCUUGAUCCUAAUUUUCAUGAUGCAGACACAGGAGAAUGCCCCCUGACCCUGGCGGUUCAGCUAGAGGGCAGUUCAGAGCUGAUUAAAGUUCUGAGGAGUGGAGGAGCUCACCUGGACUUCAGGACUAGAGACGGAAUCACAGCGCUGCACAGAGCUGUUCUCUCUAGGAACCACACAGCACUCACAACUGUGUUGGACCUGGGUGCGUCUCCAGACUAUAGGGACAGUCGUGGGUUAACUCCGUUGUACCACUGUGCCAUGGUGGGGGGAGACCCGUACUGCUGUGAACUGCUGCUGCAUGAACACGCUGUCAUAGGCAGCACCGACGAGAAUGGCUGGCAGGAGAUCCACCAGGCAUGUCGUCAUGGGAACGUGCAGCACCUGGAACAUCUGCUGUUUUACGGAGCCGACAUGAGCUCUCAGAAUGCCUCAGGGAACACUGCCCUGCACCUGUGUGGUCUAUACAACCAGGACGGCUGUGCCAGAGUUCUGCUGUUCAGAGGAACAAAUAAAGACAUUAAGAACUACAACAACCAAACAGCUUUUCAGGUGGCCAUCAUUGCUGGGAAUUUUGACCUGGCAGAGAUCAUUAAGAUACAUAAGGCCUCAGACGUAGUGCCUUUCAGAGAGAGCCCUUCCUAUUCCUCAAAGCGCCGACGUCUGGGUGGGGCCAAUAAUGUUGGUGUGUGUGGCUCAUCAUCUCCCCGUUAUCUGAUUCGCUCAGCCAGCGACAACGCUCUGGAAAGCCCCGCCUCUUCUUCCCCCGGCCCCUCCCUCCACAGCCUGGAGAACACAAACACUUCCAACCGGCAGGCAGACACACACAGCCUUCGCAGACAGACACGGCGCCUCAGCCCGAGUGGCAGGCUACAGAGGGACCCCAGCCCGCCCCCAUCUCCCCCCAGCCCAGUGCAGCAUGGGAAACGUAGGCUGUACAGCGCCGUGCCGGGGAGGACGUUCAUCGCUACCCGCUCUCACACACCGCAGGGCCCCGGAGAGAUCAGCCUGCAUCGUGGGGAGAGGGUCAAAGUGCUGAGUAUAGGAGAAGGAGGGUUCUGGGAGGGUUCAGUUAAAGGACGGACCGGAUGGUUUCCUGCUGACUGUGUUGAAGAGGUCCAGAUGAGACAGUACGACCCACGCCUAGAAACACGAGAGGAUCGCACCAAGAGGCUUUUCAGACAUUACACCGUGGGUUCCUAUGACAACUACACUUCCUACAGUGAUUAUGUCAUCGAGGAGAAGAGUUCUGUGCUACAGAAGAGAGACAGUGAAGGAUUUGGCUUCGUCCUCCGUGGAGCUAAAGCGGAGACCCCAAUAGAGGAGUUUGCUCCUACCCCAGCGUUCCCGGCGCUGCAGUACCUGGAGUCUGUUGACUUGGAGGGCGUGGCCUGGAGGGCGGGGCUUCGCACUGGGGACUUCCUCAUUGAGGUAAAUGGUAGUGAUGUGGUGAAGGUGGGUCAUAGACAGGUGGUGUCGCUGAUCCGUCAGGGAGGAAGUCAGCUGCUGAUGAAGGUUGUUUCAGUCACACGCAAACCUGAGUCUGACUUAGUCCGUAAGAAAGCACCUCCUCCGCCUAAGAGAGCACCCAGCACGUCGCUCACACUGCGCUCCAAAUCUAUGACUGCUGAACUGGAAGAGAUAGCCUCUGCCAGGAGGAGACGAGGGGAAAAGCUGGACGAGAUGUUGACUGGGUCCCAGGAGGCCAUGAUGAGAAAAUGCCCCUUGGAGGCGGACUACAGAGCGGCCACCGUGAAGCAGCGGCCAACCAGCAGACGAAUUACUCAACAAGAGAUCAACUCUUUGUUUGAGCGGCAGGGCCUGCCUGUUCCUCCAGGGGUUUCCUUGGGUCUGGAGAAAGCCACCAUGCAGCUGCCUCGUGGAAUGUCUCGGACCAAGUCCUUCGGUGCACCAGAGGAUGACAGGAUCUCUGCACUGAUUGGAGAGCAUCGGUUUCCAAGGAGCUCUUCGAUGACUGAUGGCUUCAUACCUCCUCCUCCCCAGACUGCCCCCCCUCCUCCCCCCUCUCACUACUUCCUGGACUCUGGCCCGCCACCGGCCUUCUGCCCUCCACCUCCCCCGCAGCGAGCAGCCGAUCAAUCACACUCCAGCUUCAAGCCGGGGGCGGAACCUAGGCUGCACGAGGUCUGUGAUUCGCCAACGUCUCGGAGCCAUGCAGAGCGGCAGAGGAAAGCUCGCUCCAUGAUCAUCCUGCAGGACUCACCUGUACCAGGCUAUCUACCUGCAGAGUUUGCCCCCCUAGGCCGACCUUCUGGGGCUACAGCAGGGCUGGGCCUGUCCCGACCCAGCCCUGCUGCUUCUCCCAGCCCCCUCUCCAGAACCAGCCCUGCUGCCUCCCCCAGCCCCCUCUCCAGAACCAGCCCUGCCCCCAGCCCCCUCUCCAGAACCAGCCCUGCCCCCAGCCCCAGCAUCCUCUCCAGAACCAGCCCUGCCCCCAGCCCUAACCCUCCAGGGGAGCGCAGCAGCAACAGGAGGCGUGGCCGACCAGUAGAGAACCCGUAUGCCAACGUGGGUCAGCUGCCUGCCCCCCCCAGCAAGCCUCAGCGCCGCAAGUCUCCGCUCCUCAAACAGCUGCAGGUGGAGGAGGGGCCCAGCAGGGCAGAGCUAUACCAGCAGCAGGUGCUCACUGAGCGUGCUCAGAUACGGGUCACGCCCCCUCAGGGCCGUAGGUCCUCCUUCUUCCUGUCUGUGGAGGGAGGGGGUUCAGAGCCCCCUCCCAUCCUACUGACCCAGUCCCACUCUGUAGAUGACCUGGGGGAGCUGCCCCCCCCCAUCCCCGUCCUCUCCCCCUCCUCCUCCCCCCACUCCACCUUUCUCCACCCACUGACAGGCAAGCCUCUAGACCCCUCCUCCCCCCUCGCCCUGGCCCUCGCUGCCCGCGAACGAGCUCUCACUGCACGCACACCCAGCCCUGAACCCAGAACCAAACACGCACACUCACCUAGCCCCGAGCCCAGGCCGAAACACGCACACUCACCCAGCCCCGAGCCCAGGCCCAAACGAACCCCUCCUCCCCUGACCAGCCCUGAGCUCCAUCAUAAACGUAUCAACCCACCCAUUUUCCUUGAAGGACAGCUGGAGCGGCCAGUCGUAGAGCGGCCAGAGACAGAAGGCGGAGUCACAUCUUCUGCUGUGCCCUCCCCCGAGCGUUGGCAGGCUAUGCCCCUCCCUCCCAUCAGUCAGGUGACCAUCAAUAUAACCAAUGAAAGCCAGCCGGCAGGACGGGGUCUGGGGGAAGAGCUGAUUGAGGCGCUGCAUGGACAAUUACAGAGGAGGAGAAGUCUGACCGUUGGCAGCUCAGAGGAGGAGGGCGGGCCUUAUACGGUAACCCAGGGCCAAUCAGAGAGGAGGAAGAGUCUGGAGGGCGGGCCUUACACGGUGACCCUGCCCCCUGCACUGCUGUCAUCCAGUGAUGAGGAGACGAGGGAGGAGCUUCGUAAGAUUGGUCUGGUGUCUCCUCCCCUGGUGUUUGCCACGCCCCCCUCCCCCACCCAGCCCCCCUCCUCCCUCAGCCUGUCACCACGGAGACCCCAGGCAGGUGAGGGCAGGGGAGGAGGGGAGUCAGCUCCAGACUCAGGGGUGGAGGAGGGAGACCCUCACAUAGAGAACAUCUUAUCCCCCAGCAGCACCCCGGCCCCCAGCCUGCCCCCCACCCUGCCCUCCCCAGAACCCCCACAGCCUUUCACUGCCACCCCGAAAACCCUGCCCUCCACCACCUCAGACUCCCAGAGCCUGAAGCCCAGGCUGCGUUCUCCCCUGGGCCGUGGUCGCUCUGCUCUCAGGGAUCCUCUACUGAAACAGUCUUCAGACAGCGAUCUGCUUCCAUCUGGCUGUGGACCUGGACGCCCACCACCCUACCUCUUCCAGAGGAGAUCUAAACUUUGGGGGGAGGUGUCCGAGUCUCGACCCAGGCAGAGUAGCCCUGAGGAGGGCAGGCCAACUGCCGUGGGGGGUGGUGGGCUGGAGCUGGCCUCACGUCUCCAGUUACUCAGUAAAGACUCCCACUCACUCGGAGAGGAGCCUGCAGGACUGCUGGACCCUGGACACAGGUCCCCUGUGGGCGGAGCAAGGUUGUUUAGUAGUCUUGGGGAUGUCCACACCAUCUCCCAGAGAGGUUUUGGUGGCACCACCUACACAGUCCGCCCGGGGAGCCGCUACCCAAUCACACCUCGCCGCAGUCCCAGCCCCUCCCCCUCACCUGCCCCUGUCCUCUCACCAGACAGGUCAGAGGUCAGUCCUGGGCGGGGCUUUGGCCUUAGCUCCUCCCAUCACCACCACACCAUCCUCAAGUCGUCUAGCCUCAGCUUGCCUUCGGAGCCCAAGGAGGUCCGCUUCGUAAUGCGGAGUGCCAGCGCUCGAACCCGUUCCCGCUCGCCCUCCCCCUCCCCCCACGCCUCCCCCUGCCCCUCCCCCGUACUGGGCUCCCCCUUGCUCGCCCUGCGGCCGUGGCGCCAACGCCCUCUAGCUCUGUGGAGUAAGUAUGAUGUGGGAGACUGGCUGGAGAGUGUUGGUUUGGCAGAGCAUCGUGCCCGCUUCCAGGAGCAUGAGAUUGAGGGUUCCCACCUCCCUGCCCUCACCAAGGAUGACUUCGCUGAACUAGGCGUGACACGAGUCGGGCACCGCAUGAACAUUGAGAGAGCACUCCGACAACUGCUGGACAACUGAACCUCUAACCCCUGAUAUCACUGAAGGGCUGUCACACCUGAACCCUAACCCUCUGGAGGUAACCUGGCAACACCAGUGGCUGUAACCUGGCAACACCAGUGGCUGUAACCUGGCAACACCAGUGGCAGUAUGCUUACAGACAUCUAUUUUCCAAAGACAGCAUCACAUGGAGUUGAGCAUUUAGUAUGAACUUUUUAUGAAUAUACAAGAAAAUACCUCCUCCAUCGAAAUAUCUACAAUGUCGACAUAUUUUCCAAUAAUGAAAUUGAUGAUAAAUGUUUAUUAGGAAUAGAUAUAUUGAAAUAAAAUUUUGUGUUUCAUAACAACUUUAUUCUGUUUAGGGAAAGAUGAGAAGUGGUGGAUGAGACUUCAUCGUUAACCUGUUAGUCUACUACAUUACCAUGUUAGUCUACUACAUUACACUGUUAGUCUACUACAUUACACUGUUAGUCUACUACAUUACACUGUUAGUCUACUACAUUACUGUGUUAGUCUACUACAUUACCGUGUUAGUCUACUACAUUACCCUGUUAGUCUACUACAUUACCGUGUCAGUCUACUACAUUACCGCAUCAGUCUACUACAUUACCAUGGUCGUCUAUUACAUUACCCUGUUAGUCUACCUUGUCAGUAUAAUACAUUACCCUGUUAGUCUACUACAUUUCCAUGUUAGUCUACCCUGUCAGUCUAUUACAUUACCCUGUUAGUCUACUACAUUACCCUGUUAGUCUACUACGUUACUAUGUUAGUCUACCUAUCUACCCUGUUAUUCUACUACCUUACUAUGUUAGUCUACUAUAUUACCAUGUUAGUCCACUACACUACUCUGCUCGUCCUCUACAUUACCAUGCUGUCUACCCUGUUAGUGUACUACAUUGCCAUGUAAGUCUAACAUGUUAGUCUACUACGUUAGUCUCCUGCCUUACCCUGUUUGUCUACUACAUUGCUAUGUUAGUCUCCUACAUUACCCUGUUAGUAUCCUACCCUACCCUGUUAGUCUGCUACAUUACCCUAUUGUCUGUUAGUCUACUACAUUACCAUGUUAUCUACCCUGUUGGUCUUCUACAUUACCCUGUUAGUCUACUACAUUACCCUGUUAGUCUAUUACAUUACCCUGUUAGUCUACCCUGUUAGUUUAAUACAUUAUCCUGUUAGUCUACUACAUUGCCAUGUUAUCUGCCCUGUUAGUCUUCUACAUUAUCCUGUUAGUCUACUACAUUACCCUGUUGUCUAACCUGUUAGUCUACUACAUUGCCAUGUUAUCUAUCAUGUUAGUCUUCUACAUUACCCUGUUAGUCUACUACAUUACCCUGUUGUCUAACCUGUUAGUCUACUACAUUACCCCAUUAGUCUACAACACUACCCUGUUAGUCUAAUACAUUACCCUGUUGUCUAACCUGUUUGUUUACUACAUUAUCAUGUUAGUCUACUGCAUGAUCAUGUUAGUAUACUACAUUACCCUGUUUGUCUACCAAAUUACCUUGUUAGUCUGCUACAUUACUAUGUGUGUAAAUCUUUGGCCUAAAUUAGUUUAUUCUGUCAGGAAGACCUCGAAUGAACCUCACUAGUAUACAUGUUUUAUAUGAAUUUUAAGCAAUGUUGACAGGAAAGUUUCCAGUAUAUGUUUUCUAAUAUCCCUAGCUACUGGUUUGUAUGGAUUUUAUACCUAUCUGUGAUGCUCUAAGGCAGAGUAAAAGGUUCAGAACAGUAUUUUUACACAGAAGACGGUGCUAUUUCACUAAAGCCAUCUGUACAGAGCAACCCUACGCCUAAACCUAACCCUAGCACUUAACCUAAGCUUAAACCUAGCACUAAAACUAAACCUACACGUAAACCUAGCUAACACUAAUGCCUUGGGAUAUUACCAUGGUCCAAUAGCGCACGCAGGUACGCGCACACACACACACACACGUGUACCACAGAUACAGGAAAUUCCAUAGUCACAUGACAGGGUACAGGAAGUUCCAGUUAGUCUAGUAGGGAAAGGCACCAGCAUGGUUCAUCUGCAGUGUUUUAACAUGCAUUGUCAUGUAAAACAUUGAACCUCAUAAUCAAAUUUGUUCAGUCUUAUUUUUAUCUUCCUUCCAAAAUGUUUUUUAUUGUGCAGGAUUGCGCCCUCCCCUGUAUUGGGUUAGGAUAGUACCCUCCCCCCUGUACUGGGUUAGGAUGGUACCUCCCCCCUGUACUGGGUUAGGAUGGUACCUCCCCCCUGUACUGGGUUAGGAUGGUACCUCCCCCUGUACUGGGUUAGGAUGGUACCUCCCCCCUGUACUGGGUUAGGAUGGUAGCUCCCCCCUGUACUGGGUUAGGAUGGUGCCCGCCCUGUACUGGGUUAGUAUGGUGCCCACCCUGUACUGGGUUAGGAUGGUGCCCCCCCUGUACUGGGUUAGGAUAGUACCCUCCCCCCUGUACUGGGUUAGGAUAGUACCCUCCCCCCUGUACUGGGUUAGGAUAGUACCCUCCCCCCUGUACUGGGUUAGGAUAGUACCCUCCCCCCUGUACUGCGUUAGUUAGGAUAGUACCCUCCCCCCUGUACUGGGUUAAGGUUAGGUUACUGUAUGUGUUGAGUGGCAGUUUUGUUUGACAGAUUGUCAAGACUAUACGUUUUAUUCUGGUUGUGAUUUAAGACUGUACAUUUUAUUCUGGUUGUGAAGGAGGAACUCCCAUUUCUAUUUGAUGAUUAAUUAAGGUUAGAUUAUUAUUUGUCUAUAAGGCUUGUUGAGUAUUUAGGUGUAUUACAUCGUGUUUUCUCUUUUAAGGGCCAUAUUCUCCUCCCUCAUGACACUAUCUAACCCCAACCCAAUAAGGGCUUGGUGAGGGUAUCCACAUGUAUUAUUUCCAGGUGUAUGUACAGUUUAUUAGGUACACCCAUCUAGUACCGGGUCGGACACCCAUUUGUCUCCAGAACAGCCUGAAUUCUUCGGGCAUGGAUUCGACAAGUCAGAAACGUUCCACAGGGAUGUUGGUCCAUGCUGACGCAAUGGCAUCACGCAGUUGCUGCAGAUUGGAUGUCGGUCCACCACCACCAGCCUGUACCGUUGACACCAGGCAGGAUGGGUCCAUGGACUCAUGGUGUUUAUGCCAAAUUCUGACUCUGCCAUCAGCAUGGCGCAACAGGAAUUGGGAUUCUUCGGACCAGGCAAUAUUUUUUACACUUCUCAAUUGUUCAGUGUUGGUGAUCGCGUGCCCACUGGAGCCCUGUGUGGUCGGUCAUCUGUUGCAAUAGCCUAUUUGUGAAGGAUCAAUGAGUUGUGUGUUCCGAGAUGCCGUUCUGCACACUGCUGUUAUUUGUCUGUUUGUGGUCCGCUUGCGUGAUUCUUGUCAUUCUCCUUCGACCUCUCUCAUCAAUGUGCUUUUUUUUCCCCACAAGACUGCCGCUGACUGAAUGUUUUGUGUUUGUCAAACCAUUCUCGGUAAACCCCUAGACACUGUCUCAAGUGAAAAGCCUAGGAGGUCUGCUGUUUCUGAGAUACUGUAUCCGGCGUGCCUGGCACUGACGAUCAUUGCUUAGGUCUCUCGUUUUGCCUAUUCUAACGUUCCAUCAAGCAGUAACUGAAUGCCUAUCUGCAUGCUUUAUAUAGCAAGCAUCGGCCACGUUGUUCACUGUCUGGAGCGAUCCGUUUUGGAGAACUAGGUGCUGUACCUAAUAAAUUGGCUGAUGUAUAUCAAGGUGUAUCAUACCAUUGUUUUCCUCUGUAAGUGUUCUGUUCCUCUGAGGCCUGAUGACAUUCUUACAGGAACACCUGAGAUCUGACUAAUCUUUACAGUUUAUAAUACAAUUUACUACUGAAAAUGCC